Molecule: messenger RNA, 867 nt
Organism: Suillus bovinus
Lineage: Eukaryota; Fungi; Basidiomycota; Agaricomycetes; Boletales; Suillaceae
Exons: 2
Coding region: 1-867 (288 amino acids)
Source: RefSeq, a predicted model, not a curated record
AUGUGCCUGCAAAGUCAACUCCAAGAACUCCAGCUUAUCCAACACUCCCUCCUUCCUGGUGAAUCAUUUUCGUUCGUCCUCCCUCAAGAAGACUACAGAAUAUGGACUUCGCUAUUCCACACCUUCAACACUGCUACUAGUACCACAGACAUCUCAUCUCUACCCAACUCAGUUCCACAAGUCAAGUUCCAAGUGAAGGCCACGGACGCGCGUAUCUCCUUUGAGGUACAGUUCCCAGAAGGAUACCCGGAGGAUUCGGAUGUCGACACCGCGCAGCUUCCGUUGAUUUCUGUCAAUGGGGAGGGCAUAUCCAGAGAUGAACAUCACCGAUGGCGAGCCUUUAUUCAGGAGAAAUUAGCCGAGGUGCAAGGAAACGAUUAUCCGAUCUACCAGUUGCUAUGCAUGCACUUGCUGCCGAAACUACAUGAAGACGGACAUAGUAUCGAUACAGGACUGCCAGAGAGUAUGGAUAUCCUAGAACAGCAGAACACCAAUCGUCUUCCAGAAACAACAGACUAUCACACGCUCCUAACAUCUCAUCAUCUGGUGUCCCCGACAAAACGGCGGUCAUUACAGCGAUGGUCCUCUGAGCUUUCGAUAUCUGGCUUCGCUAAAGUCGGCUAUCCAGGUGUCAUUUAUGCACAGGGCUCGCAGGAAAACAUCCAAGAAUUCGUUGCCAACGUCAAAUCUAUGCAGUGGCUAGCACUAAGGGUACGAUUUGUGGAACCCAUAGAUCUGGCCAACGAUGAGCAUCAUCAGGGUUGGACUGAGUUCCAGAAGGUUGGAGAAGUCGUGGAAGAGAUGAGAAAACGCGGGAGAGACAAAUAUAUCACAGAGAUGGGUAUCGGAAGCUCAGUUUUGAAAUGA